Messenger RNA from Eufriesea mexicana, 3420 nucleotides. RefSeq names its product anoctamin-4. Gene Ontology annotation, biological process: chloride transmembrane transport. Gene Ontology annotation, molecular function: protein dimerization activity; chloride channel activity. Bases 186 to 3362 code for a protein of 1058 amino acids. Lineage: Eukaryota; Metazoa; Arthropoda; Insecta; Hymenoptera; Apidae. Gene Ontology annotation, cellular component: plasma membrane. The transcript is spliced from 14 exons. The record is from RefSeq and is a predicted model, not a curated record.
UAUCGUUACUAUGAAAAUAGGUUGAUCGAACUUAUUCCAUACUAAAAGAGAUAGUGUUUUACUAUCACCACGAUUUACAGAAUGACAACAUUGAUCAAGAUUGUCGCAGAAAUUGCAUUUUUCUUAGCUGUCACUGAUGAGGGAGGAUCAUUUUCGACGAUAUUUACCAAGCUUUUUUGAACGCAAUGGAUAACACUACUCUUCGAGUUGAAGAGGAAACACAGAAUAAUCAUAGCAGACGACAAAGUUUGUCUUCUAAUACAAAUGUUACUGAAACAAACUCAAAUGGAUCACAAACGAACGUAAAUGCGAUGGGAAUGGAGAAUUCAUCAUCGAAAGUAUCAGCAACAAGUUCCUCACCUCAAAGAACAUCUCCGGCAAAAUCGAAUUCUCCGAGUAUAAACAAAAGCAUGCAAGUUCACAAUAGUAGAGAAAUAGUGUACGAAAUGGAUAAAAAUGGUAUUCAAUCGAAUGGAUCGCCAAAAACUAAGAGGAGAUUAUCCAGAGAUAGCGUUUAUCCCUCAGGAACAAAUUUGACUGCUCGGGACGCUUUUGGUCCUAAGCUCACAAUACCAACGACACCGGAAAACAGUCCUCCGUUGUCGGAAACACCAAUAUUUUCGGACGACGUACCGAGAGAUUCCUUGCUGCAAAAGGAUUCGUCUUCAGACGCAGAAGUGGAUCCUGAAACGCUCUACUUUCGAGAUGGCCGUAGACGUAUUGAUAUCGUACUAGUGUAUCACGAAGAAAGUAAUGGAGUAAUGACUGAAAUAGAGGCUCGUCGAAAAGAACAAAGACGUGUUUUCCAGCAGAAUUUAUUAAAAGAAGGUUUGCAGUUGGAAUUAGAACCGAAAGAGAAUUCUUUCGAUGGGAAAACUUACUUCUUAAAGUUGCACAUUCCGUGGAAAAUUAAAGUUCAGUACGCUGAAGUAAUGAACUUAAAGUUACCCACUAAAAGGUUCAUCACAAUUUCCGUUAAAGCUUGGCAAGGUAAUGAGAACGUGAAGGAAAGGCCAAAAUUUUGGGAAAAAUGGAUACGAUGGAUAAAAAGGAUACAUACUUGGGAUACGAAGAAAUAUCCGGAAGAACCUAGUUUUUAUGACAGCAUUGAUCCUGGUGAUCGAGAAGAAAGAUUUGUAGUAAAGGAUAGAGAUACAGCUUAUACCCCUGCUCAAAGGUCUUUAAUAGUAAUGCAAAUAUUAUUAAGGGCACGAUAUGACGAAAAUCAUGAGAAAGCAGGUAUCCGCAGACUUUUGGCGGAUGGUACAUAUAUUGAUUGCUUUUCUCUGCACGAGGGUCCAUAUAACAGACCUGGACUUAAUGGUGAAAUUCUUGACAGACAUUUGCUAUAUUUAAUAUGGGCUAGACCUUCGCAAUGGUAUAAGAAACAGCCUCUCUGGUUAAUCAGGCGAUAUUUCGGUGAAAAAGUAGCCCUUUAUUUUGCAUGGCUAGGAUUUUACACAAAAUGUUUAUAUGCUCCAGCGAUUGUUGGCUUUCUAUGUUUUAUGUACGGUGUAGGAAGUAUGGAUGGGCCUGACAACAUACCUAGUAAAGAAAUAUGUGAUCCUAAUAUAGCAGGAAAUAUCACAUUAUGUCCUCUCUGUGACAAAGCAUGCUCCUAUCAAAAGCUCGGCGAUUCCUGCAUAUUUUCAAAAUUAACAUAUUUAUUCGAUAAUCCUGCCACUGUUUUCUUUGCUAUCUUUAUGUCAUUUUGGGCUACAACAUUUCUCGAAUUAUGGAAACGAAGGCAAGCUGUAAUAAUUUGGGAAUGGGAUUUGCAAAACGUUGAAAGCGAUGAAGAACCUAGACCCGAAUUUGAAACUACAGUGAAAACUUUUCGAAUAAAUCCUGUGACCAGAGAAAGAGAGCCUUAUUUACCAGUAUGGUCAAAGGCUUUACGCGCUUGUGCCACAGGUUCCAUGGUAUUUUUCAUGAUAUGCGUAGUUUUGGGUGCUGUUUUGGGAACGAUUAUUUCUCGAAUAUCUCUGGUAUCCGUAUUUUAUGGCGGAGGUGGUCCAUUUUUGAAGAAACACGCAAAGAUUUUUACCUCUAUGACUGCUGCCCUUAUUAACUUGGUGAUCAUUAUGAUUCUUACGCGAGUAUAUCAUCGUUUAGCACGAUGGAUGGUGAACAUGGAAAAUCCUAGAACGCAGACAGAGUACGAAUCCAGUUUCACAUUUAAGAUAUUCUUAUUCGAAUUCGUCAAUUUUUAUUCAUCUCUUAUCUAUAUAGCAUUCUUUAAGGGUAGGUUUUUUGUUCACCCUGGAGACGCAGAUGCGAGAUCUUCUGAAUUCUUUCGCAUAAAAACGGAUGUGUGUGAUCCAGCUGGAUGCCUGUCGGAAGUUUGCAUACAACUCGCUAUUAUAAUGAUUGGCAAACAAUGUUUCAAUAAUUUCGUGGAGAUACUGUCGCCGAAAUUGUGGAAUUGGUGGCGUAAAAGAAAUCAUGUUGCUGCUACGAAAGAUCACGGUAGACCGUAUACUUAUUGGGAGAAAGAUUAUCAAUUGCAGGAUCCUGGAAGACUCGCGCUCUUUGAUGAAUAUUUGGAAAUGAUUUUACAGUAUGGAUUUGUCACCCUAUUCGUCGCUGCAUUUCCGUUGGCACCAUUGUUCGCCUUAUUAAACAAUAUUGCUGAAAUACGAUUGGAUGCGUAUAAAAUGGUGAAAGAGGCGAGGAGACCAUUAGCAGAGAGAGUGGAAGAUAUAGGAGCUUGGUAUGGUAUACUUCGUGGUGUAACUUAUGUUGCUGUAGUAUCGAAUGCAUUCGUUAUUGCGUACACGUCAGAUUUUAUCCCCCGUAGUGUCUAUGCUAUUGUUUACUCUCCUACGGAGGAUUUAGUUGGUUAUAUUGACAGUUCUCUAUCGGAAUUUAACACAUCAGAUUAUCGGGAUGACAUGAAAAGCGACAUAGAUGAUAAUCAUCUGGAAACCUGUCAGUACAGAGGUUAUAGAAAUGGCCCGGAACAUCCGGACGAUCCAUACGGGCUUAGUCCGCAAUAUUGGCAUGUUUUCGCAGCCCGUUUGGCCUUUGUCGUCGUUUUUGAACAUAUCGUUUUUGCACUAACUGGAAUAAUGAGUUACGUGAUACCAGCCGAACCCCGUUCUCUGGCGACUCAGUUGCAACGAGAGCGUUUACUGGCUCAAGAGGCCAAGUAUGAAAAAGGAAUAAAGAGUAGGGAGGACGAAGAUGAUAUUUUGUCAAUGCUCAGAGACGCAGGAAGCAUCGGAAGAGCUGCAGGUGGUGGUAGAGGAAGUUGGGCAAGACGUUUCAGUAAACUGAGCGACGGGUUAGACGCUCAUGUUGAUGUAGCUUCCAGGCACAAUAGAAACAGCGAUGGCUCGACUGUAUGGGAGGUGACAUGACUUUAAAACGUAUCGAUUGCGUUUCCUUUCUGAAGGAUGUAUUCAUAAACACUUUUAA